GUCCAAUAUGUUGGCAUAUCUCGUCCAAUAUUUACUACCAUUAACCUCAAGGCCUUUCAAUACCCACAUCAUAUAUCGCAAAUGGAUGUCUUUAAUAACUUUCUUUAUUUAAACCUUCAUUAUCAACUGAAAGAGUCACCAUUUACUCAUUAAUAUUCUGUUAUCUUUUCAUUUUUUUUUAGGAUGGUGAUACAUGGACCGGUGGCCUAUCCUGUGUGAAGUGCUAUUGUGAGCGAGGGGAUGUUUCUUGUGUAAAAGAAUGCAAUCUGGAAUGCUCCGAGGGUAUGGUAAUGCUGUAUAAUGAUAUAGUAGAGUCGUGUUGCGACUGCGUUCCGGUUAACGCAACAGAGCCAACAGAAAAGCCUUGUCAGUAUGACCGGCUUGCGGUUGCCGAAGAUUGCUCCACGUGUUACAAGCAAAACGAGGAAGACGACUUUUUCUACAAGAUAUGUGCUCAUAAACCAUCUGAUUGUGCAGAGAAUGAACGAUUAACAUAUCAGGAUGACCAUUGCUGUGAAUGCCUGCCUGCUAAUGAGACGAGCACUCAUGUUAUGACCACAAAAGAAUGUAAAGAUAAUUAUGUCCACGGAUCUCCCAAGUGCUGUUCAUACCUAGACGAAUGUAUAAUCAACGAAGCAGUCUCCGGCUCAACUUCCUGCAAUGCAUGUAAAGAUCCUAUGGUCUUUGAUGGCUCGUCUUGCAUCUUGGUAGGCGAAUGCCCAUGCAAAGAUCAAGACAACGUCCUUCGGGAUCCGUUUGACGAGUGGCAGGAUCCAUAUGAUCCGUGCAUAUUAAAUGUUUGCUAUGAAGGAAACACAGAAGCCACGAAUACAAGUAACACUUGUGAAGUUCUGAGUUGUCUUGAGUCACAACAAGAAACGCCGGAUGGAGAGUGUUGUGCCAUUUGUGGAGAAACAACUGACCGAGGUGACACGGAUACGACAACUGCACGCACAAGGCGUCCACCCGUGCCUACCACCGCGUCUACGACAACGGUCGCAACAUCACCCACGGAGACUACCUCCAUAUCUACAACGCCUGGGUGCUAUGAUGAGUUGAAGAGCUAUGUUCCCAACAACGUCACCACUUACACUACAAGCGUCACCUCAGAGAUAGCGGAUUUGACGGAAAUCCAAAUUACUUUUGCAUCAGACAUCGAGACGUUUCUCAGAGUUAGAAUGACAACAGACGGUCAGAGUUACACAGAUGUAACAACGAGGACGAGUCUUCCUACCGGAACAUUCAAUGACACUAUUACUGGCGAAGAAAUGACGGGAGCGCAAUUGGACUUAUUUACAAAUGAGGUUCUGAAAAUCGCCUUUAAUCCUGCUCUUGAAUCCGUCCGAGGUAUAGAGGUGAUUUUCGCGGAAACUGUAGAUGUCGCAUCCUUGACACUGCAUGGAUGCAACCCAGGUACCGUCUCAACAACUACCACAUCAGCCCCAGAGACUACCUCCGUGUCUACAACGCCUGGGUGCUAUGAUGAGUUGCAGAGCUAUGUUCCCAACAACGUCACCACUUACACUACAAGCGUCACCUCAGAGAUAGCGGAUUUGACGGGAAUCCAAAUUACUUUUGCAUCAGACAUCGAGACGUUUCUCAGAGUUAGAAUGACAACAGACGGUCAGAGUUACACAGAUGUAACAACGAGGACGAGUCUUCCUACCGGAACAUUCAAUGACACUAUUACUGGCGAAGAAAUGACGGGAGCGCAAUUGGACUUAUUUACAAAUGAGGUUCUGAAAAUCGCCUUUAAUCCUGCUCUUGAAUCCGUCCGAGGUAUAGAGGUGAUUUUCGCGGAAACUGUAGAUGUCGCAUCCUUGACACUGCAUGGAUGCAACCCAGGUACCGUCUCAACAACUACCACAUCAGCCCCAGAGACUACCUCCGUGUCUACAACGCCUGGGUGCUAUGAUGAGUUGCAGAGCUAUGUUCCCAACAACGUCACCACUUACACUACAAGCGUCACCUCAGAGAUAGCGGAUUUGACGGGAAUCCAAAUUACUUUUGCAUCAGACAUCGAGACGUUUCUCAGAGUUAGAAUGACAACAGACGGUCAGAGUUACACAGAUGUUACAACGAGGACGAGUCUUCCUAUCGGAACAUUCAUUGACACCAAUACUGGCGAAGAAAUGACGGGAGCGCAAUUGGACUUAUUUACAAAUGAGGUUCUGAAAAUCGCCUUUAAUCCUGCUCUUGAAUCCGUCCGAGGUAUAGAGGUGAUUUUCGCGGAAACUGUAGAUGUCGCAUCCUUGACACUGCAUGGAUGCAACCCAGGUACCGUCUCAACAACUACCACAUCAGCCCCAGAGACUACCUCCGUGUCUACAACGCCUGGGUGCUAUGAUGAGUUGCAGAGCUAUGUUCCCAACAACGUCACCACUUACACUACAAGCGUCACCUCAGAGAUAGCGGAUUUGACGGGAAUCCAAAUUACUUUUGCAUCAGACAUCGAGACGUUUCUCAGAGUUAGAAUGACAACAGACGGUCAGAGUUACACAGAUGUUACAACGAGGACGAGUCUUCCUACCGGAACAUUCAUUGACACCAAUACUGGAGAAGAAAUGACGGGAGCGCAAUUGGACUUAUUUACAAAUGAGGUUCUGAAAAUCGCCUUUAAUCCUGCUCUUGAAUCCGUCCGAGGUAUAGAGGUGAUUUUCGCGGAAACUGUAGAUGUCGCGUCCUUGACACUGCAUGGAUGCAACCCAGGUAAUUACAAAUGA
Messenger RNA from Strongylocentrotus purpuratus (purple sea urchin), 2723 nucleotides. Its product is annotated as galactose-specific cell agglutination protein gsf2-like. The record is from RefSeq and is a predicted model, not a curated record. Lineage: Eukaryota; Metazoa; Echinodermata; Echinoidea; Camarodonta; Strongylocentrotidae. The coding region runs from base 285 to 2723 and encodes 812 amino acids. The transcript is spliced from 22 exons.